AGCCAAAAUGGCGUCCAUGGACACAUCGAGAUCCACAUCAUCAAAUGAUUAUUCUUUAACGAUGGGUGACUUCAAGUCGCAGCCACUUGAAUCAAGUGAUUAUAAGUCAAAUGAACCUGCUGUGUACACUCCUUCAAGUGACGAGUUUCAAUUUGUACAACAAUCGCCACAUCUUGGGGCUAACAGAGUUGAGGGUACUAUGGAUGUUGCUGCAGAGUUAACACCAUCAGAUUCUGCCUAUGGAGUGCGGCCUCGAGGAGUUGCAUCACAGUUUUUGGACAAAAAAGGAUUUUCCUGGCUACUUGAAGAGGAGGAUCUUGAUGAAGAGGAUAAACAGCCAUUGUUAGAGGCUCUUGACAUUGAUCUGAAAGACAUAUAUUAUAAACUGCGGUGUGUGCUGUUUCCUCUGCCUCAGCUUGGGUUUAACCGACACAUAGUGAGAGAAAGCCCCGACUUCUGGGGACCACUGGUUGUCAUUCUCCUGUACUCACUGGUAUCACUGUAUGGACAAUUCAGGGUGGUAUCAUGGAUCAUCACCAUUUGGAUAUUUGGUUCCCUCAUCAUAUUUUUAUUAGCCAGGAUGCUUGGAGGUGAAGUGAGCUACUCGCAGUGUCUGGGCGUGAUUGGCUACUCCGUACUACCACUGGUCAUCACAGCAUCCAUCCUUCCUCUAUUUAGAUCUCUCCACUAUCUUGGCCUAUUAAUAAAGCUGUGUGGAGUAGUGUGGGCGGCGUAUAGUGCUGGGACGUUGCUUUGUGUACAAGAACUCCAACACAAGCGGCCUCUCCUUCUGUACCCAGUGUUCCUCCUCUAUAUCUACUUCCUGUCCCUAUACACCGGGGCCUGAUCCUCCUCCUCAUCAACAUUGCUGUCUAAAGCCUUCUUAGUGAGUUUAGAAUGAUAUGGUCACUUACUCCUGCAUGUACCUGGGUUCAGACGUCUAAGGAUUACACAUGGACAUGAUUCCAGGCGUAAGAUGGAGUUCACUGCCAGAUCACUGGCAAAACAAGUGAUACAUAUCUACAUCUCACGAGAGAAUUAUUUCAUAUUGACCUGGCUAUAAUAUGUUGAUGUUAUACAGACAUGUUGUAUUUGAAAGAAUGUUUGGAUGAUUUUGAUAACUCAGGUGGAACCAUCUGUAAACAAAACCUAUUUGGGUUAAACAUGUUCUACAAGUGUUACUACAGAAAAUCUAUCUUGGGUCUAGAAAACAAAUAUCAUGAAAGGAUGAUCAGACCAUAUAUAUAUUCUCAUUUCAAGGCCACAAUGUCAACAGAAUGUAUGAGAACAAGCGAGUUUUAACCAUAUCUGUGAUAUCAAGGUGCUACCAUAGCUUCUCACCAGUACCUUAAUCUGUGUGUCUAGCUCGGCCAUAGAUUGUCACAUCACAUCCCAAUCGCAACAAUUCCAGGUAACAGUAAUGGAUGGACUUGCAUUACCAAACAGAAGAGAAGGAACACUUCCUUAUCUCAAAUGCUAGAGGUAUUGCAGGGACAGUAACAUAAUUGUCAGAUGUAUUUAGUUUUGAUAUUAAUAUGUAUGAACUAACAAAUUUGAAUGCUUCCUGUACCUGGGUUUAGAGUCCAGGGGAAAUAAAGGUUUAAUAAAAUAAAAUCCUGUAAUUUUUAUUAAAUUACAUAAAAAAAUAUUAAAGAAUUUAAUAAAUUCAAUAGCUAGGUAUGAGCACUUUAUUCUAGGUAAGAUACUAACAGAUGAUAUUCCGUCAGGUAUUACCACUGAAUCAGGCAUACAAAUGUGUAUUUGGAGAUUUUAUUGAAAUUUAAAACUUUGAGAGAAACCUAAUGCACAUAAACUUAAAACAUGCAGUAUGUAUAGAUACAUAUAGAUGUUUGAGAACUUUUAAUGUAAUUAGGAGAGCGCUUUGGUGUGCUAGGGGGACAUUGAUAUUGAUAUACGUCGUGUUUUGGGCUGAUGUUGCUGGUACAAUGUCUUGUGUACAUAGAUUUGGAGUGUCACUUGUUACAUGUACAAUGUAUAUAGGUAAUGAUUUUCCAUUGUAAAAAUGUUUAUAGUGUUAUAUACCGUUAAUAAUUUUAUGGGAAUUUACUUUUACAAUGGGAUCUACAUAAUAUAUAUAACUUGCAUCAUGUUAGUGGUGAACAAACAUGCGUUGGAAGUGUAAAUGUAUGUAUUAAAAUUGCAUAGAAUUUAUCUGGUCUUAAAAAUUUUCACUAUAACAUUUCUUGUCAACUGUACCAUCAUGAAAUUAAAUGUACAUUCAACACUG
Messenger RNA from Mizuhopecten yessoensis (Yesso scallop), 2248 nucleotides. RefSeq names its product protein YIPF4-like. Gene Ontology annotation, cellular component: trans-Golgi network; membrane. The transcript is spliced from 6 exons. The record is from RefSeq and is a predicted model, not a curated record. The coding region runs from base 8 to 847 and encodes 279 amino acids. NCBI's taxonomy places the organism in Eukaryota, Metazoa, Mollusca, Bivalvia, Pectinida, Pectinidae. Gene Ontology annotation, biological process: endoplasmic reticulum to Golgi vesicle-mediated transport; vesicle fusion with Golgi apparatus.